AUGAUCUUUGAACUUCGAGCUCAAUGUCGAAAAUAUUUCAUAGUCUCACAAAGACACAAUGUCGGUGGUUUUUACUUGCGCGGGAUUCAAUACCACAACGGAUAUUUAUCAUGGCCGAGUGUCGGGCGUUUAUAUAGUAUGGAUGAAGAGUCUUCAACAGAGAAUGCCGUACUGACGGUCAAAAUUGCAGACGAAACAUAUACAGUAGAGGACGUCAUUGUUCACUUUCAGGAAGCAAUACGGAAGAAACAAUACAAUAGAGCUUGGUACAUAUAUAGACUUUUAACAAGCGAGGGAUUAUCAACAAAGAUAAACAUUCCAUGGCAUAAACGACUACUCAAGCUUGUAAUAUAUCGUUUUCGAUUUGAUCAAACUUUGUCAAUAAUUCGGAAUCUGGACGAACAUGGAUGCAAGACGGAAUAUUUCCGUUUCCAGUUAUCUCUUAAUAAUUACCUAUCCAGAGACAACAUUGAAAAAGCGACUGCAGUGCUACAAAAUAUGAUUGAGAAUAAGCAGACGCCCUCAAUGGAUGACCUGUCGCGCUUUGUCCACGCCUACAUCAAGGAUGGUAAUAUAAAAGGAGCAAGUGGCUUUAUCGACUGGAUUUGCGAAAAGAUUAAUUUACAGGAAGGUAGCAGAUUAUACAACAAGAUGCUACUACAAUACGUAAAGUCGAACGAUUUCGAGAAUACUAUGCAUUUGCUAAAUUUAAUGAAAAGAAGAAAAGUUAAACCAACGACGAUAACGUAUAAUCUAGUGUUAUACCUAUGUGCGAAACGCAAAAUGAACAGUACAGUAGAACAAUUAUUAGACCGCAUGAAAUAUGAUAACAUUGAUGCAAACACGUCUACUUACAAUUCUAUUAUCCGAGCGCAUUGCGAUACAAAUGAUUUGGCAGCGUGUAUAUUAUGUUUAAACCUCAUGCACAGAAACCAAAUACAAUUUGAUGAAAACACUUAUAAUACCGUAAUUUUAUCUUUUCGCGAGCAUAAAAAAUUUCUACAAAUUAUCCAAUAUUUGAUGACGCUAUCGUCCGAUUCGGCAGCCAAGCUGUCCCUCAAACAGUACACAUCCAUAAUAUCCUCACUUCCGUUAGCGAAAGAGACGUCAGCCAUAGUCAAUCGCAUUAUUAGAUAUAUCCGGGAAGCGAAACAGAAACCCGACUUGGUUUUCUAUACGGCGUUAAUAGACUAUUACGCAAAGAGAGCGUUACUAGAUCAAACACUCAAAAUAUACCAGGCGAUGCUGAGCGACGACAUUAAACCGAACGUGGUCACUUACACGGUACUGAUUGACGCAUACGCAAAAUCAGGACAUCUCGAAACGGGGUUAAAGGUAUUCAGGAGCAUGCAUCGUGUCGGUAUUUUCCCGAACGAGUUUACCUAUUGCACGAUCAUGGAUGCGUUUUGCAACAAAUCGCAGAUAAACACUGCCUUGGAAUUUUUCGACGAGAUGCAAAGACGGGGCAUAAAACCAGACGCGGCAGUUAUCAAUUGUCUCAUGGAUGGUUACAAUCGACUGGGGAUGAUUGAUAACGUGUUGUUUUUGUACACGGAAAUGAAGAGGCUUUGGAACGUGUCGCCGGAUAACGUGUCGAUUAGCAUAGCGAUUGAAGCGUGUGCGUAUGCCAGGUAUUAUGGAAAAGGGAAAUCGUUAUACAAUAAACUCUAUUCUACCGAUUAUCCAUUCACAGAGAGGAAUUUCCGUAGCUAUGCCUUGUUGUUGGGGAAGGCUGGGGAUUUUGCUGGUUUGGUCAAGCUCGUCAGAACAAUGAAGGAAAGAGAUGUGAAGCCGGAACGGAUCACUAUUCUUUUGAUAUUGUCUUGCGUCGAAGAAGCUUCUGAUACUGGGUACAUUAUGGAGAUAUGGAAUCUGUUAAAAGGCUGGGUUGAACCAAGUGUAUUACCUUACGAAAAUAAUGUCUUUCGAUUCAAAAAAAAGUUUACUAGACGAUAA
Messenger RNA from Paraglomus occultum, 1956 nucleotides. The record is from the annotation of a GenBank genome assembly. Lineage: Eukaryota; Fungi; Glomeromycota; Glomeromycetes; Paraglomerales; Paraglomeraceae.